This is a messenger RNA of Mytilus trossulus (common blue mussel), 1408 nucleotides long. Its product is annotated as kelch-like protein 13. Gene Ontology annotation, molecular function: protein binding. Bases 123 to 1190 code for a protein of 355 amino acids. The record is from RefSeq and is a predicted model, not a curated record. The transcript has 6 exons. NCBI's taxonomy places the organism in Eukaryota, Metazoa, Mollusca, Bivalvia, Mytilida, Mytilidae.
GAUAAUAAUUAAAUCAUUAAAAAUUAAAUACAUGUGAACUAAGCUGGUUGAUAGGUAUACAUUAAUGAAAAACAUGGUUUGAAUCGUGAUUUUUACCUAUAUUUUCAAAAACAAAAAUAAGAAUGUCAUCUAUUAAAGCACGCAGCAGCAUUGAUGAUUCCAAUUUUGGUAUCAAAUCAUUCGAGUUUGUGUUCAUGUUUAACAAGAGUACCGGAAGCCCGAAAGUUUUUUAUUUAAUGGUGGACCCUAUCGGAAAAUGUCGACUUUUCCCAAAAACGAACACAGUUCUUUUCCCCAAGUUGAAAAAUCUUGUGAACUUUCGCGCAGUUGUCUUAGAUGAUUGUUUAUAUAUUAUUGGUGGUAAAGAUUGGGAAACAGGAGAACAUAUAGAUAAAACAUGGAGGUACGAUCCCGCAAACAGUCGUUGGAUUCAAAGAGCUAAUUUGAUCAAUGCAAGAUGUCGUCAUACAGCAACAGUACUAAACGGAUGUAUUUACAUUACAGGGGGAGAGGUAAUUGGAGGAAGAGUUACAGAAAGUUGUGAAUGUUAUGACCCAGUAAAAGACAAAUGGACAGAAAUUCUAGAUUUACCCAGACCGAGGGCUGAUCAUGCAGCAUGUGCGAAUGGGCUGAACUUGUAUGCUUCCGGUGGCAUCAGUAAUUUGAAGCAUCAAUGUUCUAACGUAUUUUGGACAUACGACCCCAUCACUAAUGAGUGGACAGAGCCUCUUCCUGGAGUAAUUCUCCCACAUGAAAGAGAAAAGCAUAAUAUGAUCUCAGUUGGAAAAAGAGUGGUAGUUAUAGGAGGACGUGGAUUUGACCAAGAGACUUUCUCAGAAAAAGACGAGGGAGCCGUUUGCAGUUAUAACACACAUACGAAAGGCAAUGCGAGAAAAGACGGGAUUUGGGACAUAUUCCAUCCUAAUGUUUUCAAUCCAAGAGGAAAUGCUGGUGUUGUACUGUUGGGAAGAAAUUUGUAUCUGAUGGGUGGUAAAAGUUAUCAAAAGGACUGUGAUGUCAGAAUGGUUGAAUGCUAUAACACAAAGAGACGGAAGAUUAGAGAAUCGUUUCAGCUACCAGACAGUUUUAGCUAUGUCAACGUUGAUUGCGUUGUUCUUAAAGUGCCUAUCACAAAUACAGAUAUUAAUUUUGAUGAUAUAUUGUUGUAUGACAAAUAUAUAAUGUGGUAGAAUUUUUCACUAGUCAAUUAUGUCACUAUCUUGCCUGAAAUUAUACUUUUUAGUCAGUUUAAAACUGUACCUCGGAAACAUGAAAAGCUUUACAAAGAGAUAAAAGUAUAUGUUUUGGUCUAAGAAAAGUCGUCACAACAAAAUACGACCACUUGUAGAUGCAACUUAUUUUUUUAUGCAAGUGCUAUAAACGAUGCCAAUAAAUAUUAGUUAUUUUG